CGUGUGCUGUUACUGUUCUGGGUAAUUGACCCUGAAUUUGUUCCUGUUCCUGCUCAGCUAUAGAUAGAACGAUGAGGUUUGAGAUCUCUGAGGUUCGAUCAUGGUGCAAUAGUUGAUUUUGCAUUCAGUUUUCCCAAUUCUGUCUUUCAUAUGUAUUUAGGGUGAAAAGAUGGAAGCAGCUGUAUCAAAAUUAGAUCCUAUUACUGAAAAGCUUGAGGAGGGUGCUGUUUAUGAGAUAUCAAACUUCUUGAUCGUUCAGAAUACCGGAUCUCAACGCUAUACAAGGCAUUCUUUCAGAAUAAUUUUGCAUACUUCUACUAGAAUUGUCCCAGCAAAGGAUGAUCGUAUUCCAUUGCAUGGGUUGUCAUUUUUUCACAUUCAGAAUAUCAUGUUAGUGGGAGAUAAAUUUGGCUACUUAGUAGAUGUAAUGGGAGUGUUGUCAGCUGCAUCUAGGGUCAAACUUCUGAUCAAGGGUAAUAGGAUCUAUAAGAUGAUGGUUAUUGAUAUAAUGGAUUUAACUGGGAAGUGUAGUUGUGUGCUGGUUGGUGAUAUAGUGGAAAGUAUUUCUGAAUACCUUAGUAAGGAUUGGGUAAAUAGGCCUACUAUUGGUUUACGUUAUGUUGAUGUAAGAAAGGUUGAUGGCAAAGUUAAGAUUAAUUGCAUCCCAUACGUUUCCAAGAUUUACAUCAAUCAUGUGUAUGAAGAAGAUUGGAUAACGGGGGAUAGGUUUAUUGGUCUGGAAUCAGAUAUUCCUGUUGAAUAUAUUUGUAGCCCUGAUUUGAGUUUUGACAUUAAAGACGAUAUGGUUGGCUCUAACUCAAUGAGAACUGUUGCUGAAUUAUUGACUGUUAAACAGCGAGGUGUUGCGGUUGUUAAAGCUUGUAUCAAUGCAUUUAUUAAUGAUUGCCCAUGGUCUUAUAAUUCAUGUUGGUGUCAUAUGGAACUCCAGAUGGAAAAUGGUGCUUAUAGGUGCAAUAGGUGUUAUCGUGACAUUGGCAAAACUGUCAGGAGGUAUAAAAUUCAGCUGGAAGUGUUUGAUGGCUAUGAUAACACCAUAUUUGUGCUUAAUGAUGCUCAAGCAAAUCAAUGUGUUGGUAUUCAAUGCGAGGAUUUACUUAAUUUGAAUGAGAAGAAUGCUGUUCCUGGUAGAUAUCCGUUGAUACUCCAAGAGAAACUGCUUAGUAAAGAAUUGCUGUUCAAGGUUCGUACGGGUGCUGGUACAACGUAUUAUGGUGAACAGACAUUUGAGGUGCUGGCUAUUUGUGAUGAUGUUGGUGUGAUCUCCAACUUUAGUCGUAGUGAAGCAUUCCUCACACCUGUUAAGGCUAAGUUUUGUCCGCCUUUCACUCAGUUUGAAGAAAUUUGUGAUGGUCAUGAUACUGAAGAUAAUGGAGUUGCGAAGCUUAAAGAAACAGUCCAUUGUGGUAGUAGCAAUAUUGGGGUAAUACAUUCCUUGGGUUGUCUAUCUGACUCUACUCAUUCAUCCAUUAACCAAGUUAUUGUUCAUCGUCCGCUGAAAAGGAAAUUGAUGGCAGAAUUUCAAGAUUCUGAGAAUGGUUGUGGUCAGUUACUUCAGUAUGUUGAUCAGUGUGGUGGGAGUAAAUUGGUUGAGGAGUAUAAGUCAUUUUCUAAAGGGAAUUGUAGUGGAAUCCAGCCUAUUCCUUCUGAUUGCAAAAGUCUGGAAGAUGAUGUGGAACAUGUUAAGGGUCAAAGUUGCAAAAGUCAGAAUUGCAAGCUAAUUGAAUAGGGUAUGGACUUCUGUGUUGAAUCUGGUCAUGAUGUUUAUGUUCAAGAUAGUAACAAAUCUUUGGUUGGCUACCAUUGUUUGAAGAUGUUUAGUUCUAUUGGUGGUGUCUCAGGUUUGAAGGAAGAGGAGGUGAAGGUAGCUGGGGUAGUUGAUUUGGAAAGCUUGGACCAUGAAGGUGAAGAAUUGUCUGAACAAGAAUUUGGAAGGAAUGAGUUAAUUAGUGUAACUGAUUCAUCUUCCAGUGAUAAUUUUGAGAUUCUGGUGGAAGACAAGGAUCAAGGAGGGGACUGCAUUGAAGUUAUAUAUCUAUCAGACUAAUUGGGCUUAUCAGAUCUGUUUAGUAGUUGUGUGCCUUUUUUGUAUAAUAUGUUGGCAUCCUUUAGCUUAUCUUUUUGUUAGUAGUAAGGUCAUGCUGGACGCCAUGGGUAUUUUGUUUUAUUUGUAAAAUUCCUUACUAUUAUUUUGUAAUUUAGUGUUCUAUCAGAUCUAUAUUUUGAUGUAAGUUUGGACGGAUCUAAUUUGAUGAUAUUUCUGUUUAUGUA
Lotus japonicus is the source of this 2289-nucleotide messenger RNA. RefSeq lists its product as uncharacterized. The record is from RefSeq and is a predicted model, not a curated record. The transcript has 10 exons. Bases 170 to 1747 code for a protein of 525 amino acids. Lineage: Eukaryota; Viridiplantae; Streptophyta; Magnoliopsida; Fabales; Fabaceae.